CUCGCGGGACGGUUCCGCCCUUCGUCCUCUCCCCUAGGCUUCUCUUCGGACCGUUAACCUCGAAUGAGGAACGAGCAGGGAGGAAAGGGAGGGGCUGCGGCGGCGGGGGCACAGCCCGCCGGGCCCGGGGCCGGGGGCGGCGAGGUCACGUAACUGCUGCUCUGGUGUCUGGCCGGGGAGGGGGUUCCCUCCCUGGCGGUCCGAGCCCUCCAGCGCACGCUGCGGCUCGGAAACAGUUACUGGCUCGUAAACAACAGCUGCGCGCGCACCCGCAUCAGCUGGCGCCGGGAUCCCGCACCUGAGACCUCUUCCUCCUACCCUCAUCCUCGCCGCUCUCUCCUUCUCAGCCAGGGCCAGCCUGCGAGGCCUUUCUCCUCUUCUGUUAAGACCCGAAGGAAGAAGAGCGAGGGGCUGACCUUGCGCCGGAGCCCUGGUAGGGGAGAAAGCGUCUCCGGCAAAGGGGUGGCCCGUCCUGUCACACGGAGGCGAAACCCCUCGAGCCGGUCGGGGGUUGGAUGGACUAGCAGCAACCUGCCACGACCCUGAGUGAAGUGCCGCUAGCCGCCUCCUCCCAGAUCCCAGGGAUCUUUCUGCCAGAAGAGCGGGCGGGCCACCCCCGCAGACUUUUCGGAGGCAGGAAUCAGGUCUGCCCCUGCAGCCUCCUCUGCUCACCCGUCUCUCCUCAUUCUCCUCUAUCCACAGUGUGCGGUAUUUUUCCCGUUAUGCAUGCGCACCUCUCUCACCAGACCCAAGUGGAUUAUCGGCCUCAGAAACAUCGGGUGGCUCUACACACACCUCCUCCUAGCCAGACCUGUGGGGUAUUCACCUGAUACACAACAGGUGGCCGGGUGGACACCAUUUCGAAAUUUGAUCUAUGCUAUAUUCGCCUGAUAAGGGUGGGCUUGUGCACACUUUGCUCAACUAGCCGUGGAACAUUUACAAAUAAAGGACUAUCUACGUCGGCGGAAACCUUAGGGACGGGAGUAGAAAGGCUUCAUCACCUGCUUCACUGGGACCAUAGCACUGAGCCCGCAUCUCCAGACCAGAGGAGAAAACUAGAUAUCUCUUCAUUCUGAAGGAACGAAGUUACCCGAGAUUGGCAUUGUUUUGUCCUUUUUUAUUUCCUUAAAUAUUUUUCAGCUGCUGAUAGUGGACUUUCUGUAAUAGUCGGCUUGAAUUCUGAGACUAAGAAUUCUUAUUUGGGGCUUUUCGUGUGUUGUAAAUCAAGGUAAUUGAGGGUUUUUUUUUUUUUUUUUAAGUUGUCUUUUCUACUUUUGCAGUCCAAAGUAGUCAGCGUUUAAGAGGAAGAGUUUUGUGGGAUUUUUCUUUUUUCUUUGUCCUUAUAAAGGAAAAGAAAAAGCAAAAUGCAUCCUCCAGAAACCACCACCAAGAUGGCUUCAGUUCGGUUCAUGGUGACACCAACAAAGAUUGAUGACAUUCCAGGUUUGUCAGACACCAGUCCGGACCUCAGCUCUCGAUCCAGUUCCCGAGUACGAUUUAGCUCCCGGGAAAGUGUGCCUGAAACAAGCCGAAGUGAGCCUAUGAGUGAGAUGUCUGGAGCCACCACUUCACUGGCAACUGUUGCCCUGGACCCAGCCAGUGACAGGACUUCCAACCCCCCGGAUGCUACUGAGGACCCGAGUCAGAACUCCAUCACAGGGGAACACAGCCAGCUGUUAGAUGAUGGGCAUAAGAAAGCUCGAAAUGCUUAUCUUAACAAUUCCAAUUAUGAAGAAGGAGAUGAAUAUUUUGAUAAAAAUUUGGCACUCUUUGAGGAAGAAAUGGACACCAGGCCAAAAGUGUCUUCUCUCCUCAACCGGUUGGCCAAUUACACUAACCUGACACAAGGAGCAAAAGAACAUGAAGAGGCAGAGAACAUCACUGAAGGGAAAAAGAAGGCCACCAAGACCCCCCAAAUGGGUACCUUCAUGGGUGUCUACCUCCCAUGUCUACAGAAUAUUUUUGGAGUGAUCCUGUUUCUACGCCUUACAUGGGUGGUGGGCACAGCUGGAGUUCUGCAGGCCUUUGCAAUUGUCCUUAUCUGCUGCUGCUGUACAAUGUUGACUGCUAUCUCCAUGAGUGCCAUUGCCACUAAUGGAGUGGUGCCAGCUGGGGGCUCAUACUUUAUGAUAUCCCGAGCACUGGGCCCAGAGUUUGGUGGGGCUGUUGGCCUCUGCUUUUAUCUUGGUACCACGUUUGCAGCAGCCAUGUACAUCCUUGGUGCCAUUGAAAUUUUUCUGGUAUAUAUUGUCCCCCGAGCUGCCAUCUUUCAUAGUGACGAUGCACUCAAGGAGUCAGCAGCCAUGCUAAAUAACAUGCGGGUCUAUGGCACAGCCUUCUUGAUCCUCAUGGUGUUGGUGGUAUUCAUCGGUGUGCGCUACGUCAACAAGUUUGCCUCACUCUUUCUGGCCUGUGUCAUUGUGUCCAUCCUGGCCAUCUAUGCUGGAGCCAUCAAGUCUUCCUUUGCCCCUCCACACUUCCCGGUCUGCAUGCUGGGUAACCGCACUCUUUCAUCAAGACACAUUGAUGUUUGCUCGAAGACUAAGGAAAUUAACAACAUGACAGUACCAUCAAAGCUAUGGGGCUUCUUCUGUAACUCAAGUCACUUUUUCAAUGCCACCUGUGAUGAAUACUUUAUUCAUAAUAAUGUUACUUCAAUCCAGGGCAUCCCUGGAUUGGCUAGUGGUGUCAUUACAGAGAAUCUUUGGAGUAAUUAUCUACCAAAAGGAGAGAUCAUUGAAAAGCCCUCAGCCAAAUCUUCUGAUGUCUUAGGCAGCUUAAACCAUGAGUAUGUCCUUGUGGACAUUACCACCUCUUUCACUCUUCUGGUGGGGAUCUUCUUUCCCUCUGUCACAGGUAUCAUGGCUGGAUCAAACAGAUCUGGAGACCUGAAAGAUGCUCAGAAGUCUAUUCCCAUUGGCACUAUCCUUGCCAUCCUGACCACCUCUUUUGUCUAUUUAAGCAAUGUUGUCCUUUUUGGUGCAUGCAUUGAAGGUGUUGUUCUCAGAGACAAGUUUGGGGAUGCUGUGAAAGGCAAUCUGGUGGUGGGUACCUUAUCUUGGCCAUCCCCGUGGGUGAUUGUUAUCGGCUCUUUCUUCUCCACGUGUGGGGCUGGACUUCAGAGUCUCACAGGUGCACCAAGGCUGCUACAGGCUAUAGCCAAGGAUAACAUCAUACCCUUUCUGAGGGUUUUUGGUCACAGCAAAGCCAACGGGGAACCUACCUGGGCUUUACUUCUAACUGCUGCCAUUGCAGAGCUGGGGAUUCUUAUUGCCUCCCUGGAUCUUGUGGCCCCGAUUCUUUCCAUGUUUUUUCUCAUGUGUUACCUCUUUGUAAACUUGGCGUGUGCCUUGCAAACAUUACUUCGAACACCCAACUGGAGGCCCCGGUUCCGCUACUAUCACUGGGCCCUGUCUUUCAUGGGAAUGAGUAUCUGCCUGGCUCUGAUGUUCAUUUCUUCCUGGUACUAUGCCAUUGUAGCCAUGGUAAUAGCUGGUAUGAUCUACAAGUACAUUGAGUACCAAGGAGCUGAGAAAGAAUGGGGUGAUGGAAUCCGUGGGCUGUCCCUCAGUGCAGCCCGGUUUGCUUUGCUUCGGCUGGAGGAAGGACCUCCACAUACUAAAAACUGGAGGCCUCAGUUGCUUGUAUUGCUGAAACUAGAUGAAGACCUCCACGUCAAGCAUCCUCGCCUCCUCACCUUUGCUUCACAGCUUAAGGCUGGAAAGGGCCUCACUAUUGUGGGCUCCGUCAUUGUGGGGAACUUCCUAGAGAACUAUGGUGAAGCUUUAGCUGCUGAGCAGACCAUAAAGCAUCUAAUGGAGGCAGAGAAGGUGAAAGGAUUCAGCCAGCUGGUGGUGGCUGCCAAGCUGAGAGAGGGCAUCUCCCACCUCAUCCAGUCCUGUGGCCUGGGGGGCAUGAAGCACAAUACAGUGGUCAUGGGAUGGCCAAAUGGCUGGCGCCAGAGUGAAGAUGCUCGAGCUUGGAAGACUUUCAUUGGCACAGUGCGAGUGACAACUGCUGCCCAUCUGGCCCUGCUGGUGGCGAAAAACAUCUCCUUUUUUCCCAGCAACGUGGAGCAGUUCUCUGAGGGCAACAUUGACGUGUGGUGGAUUGUUCAUGAUGGGGGGAUGCUCAUGCUAUUACCGUUCCUACUGAAGCAGCACAAGGUGUGGCGAAAAUGCAGCAUACGGAUCUUCACAGUAGCCCAACUAGAAGACAACAGUAUUCAGAUGAAGAAGGACCUGGCCACCUUCCUCUAUCACCUUCGCAUUGAGGCAGAGGUGGAAGUGGUAGAGAUGCAUGACAGUGACAUAUCAGCUUAUACUUAUGAGCGCACCUUGAUGAUGGAGCAGAGGUCCCAGAUGCUCCGGCACAUGCGACUGUCCAAGACAGAGCGGGAUAGAGAGGCACAGCUGGUGAAAGAUCGGAACUCGAUGCUACGAUUAACCAGCAUUGGCUCUGAUGAGGACGAUGAGACAGAAACCUAUCAGGAGAAGGUGCACAUGACUUGGACGAAAGACAAGUACAUGGCAUCCCGGGGGCAGAAGGCCAAGUCAAUGGAAGGAUUCCAGGACCUGCUUAACAUGCGUCCAGACCAGUCCAACGUGAGGCGGAUGCAUACAGCUGUGAAGCUCAAUGAGGUUAUAGUUAACAAGUCUCACGAAGCAAAGCUGGUGUUGUUGAAUAUGCCCGGGCCACCCCGAAACCCUGAGGGUGAUGAAAACUACAUGGAGUUCCUAGAAGUGCUCACCGAGGGACUAGAGCGAGUCCUUCUUGUCCGAGGUGGUGGCAGUGAAGUGAUCACCAUUUAUUCAUAACCUACUCCUGAAUGACUCUGCUUGGCCUCACCUUUCCAGAAAGGCUUCCAUCCUCCACGGAAGUGCCAGCUCUUUCCUGCCAGUCCCAUCAACUAGAGACCUAUGUUCUGUAUACAUCAUGCUGAACUCUUAAUGAGCUGAGCCUGAAGUACUUGUGCAGAAAAGUACUAGAUCUACUCUUUGCUACCAUGACCUGCUGUCCUUAAAGCAGAUAUUCCCUCAACAUCAGAGCAAUGCUCAGUUCCUAAAAGCCAUUCCUGUACCAGUUGAAGGCAAGUUAGAGUUAGCCUACUAACCCAGUAAAGUGAAUUGGCAAAUGGGAUGCUAGAAACUUAACUGAAGACAAAGGCAAGUACACAUCUAACAUUAAAGAUGAAUCUCAGAAGUCAAGAUUCAGUGAUAAUACCAUGGGGUUAAGACAGAGACACAGCCUCGUAUUUUAAAGAAUUCUUGGCCAAAUACAUGGAGACCUAACAUCUUGAGAUAACGAUGGCGAGCCAAGAUGAAAAAUUUCAUUAGUGCAUCCAUGGAUCUUCAGGACUCUAAUUUUGUAUUAGGGUACUAAUAUAGAAAAACUGAAACAUGAAACUGCAGCCUCUACUUCCUCCAAAACAAGAUUACCCCCAAAAUAUGUUUAUGUACUUAUACUGUGUUGUGUAUUUCAGCUAUUUGUUUCUCAGAAUCCAUUCUGUGGUUACGAUUGUAGUGCAGGCACUGUUACCAAGGAAAUUGUUUUUUAAAAGGUGGAGUAAAAAUUAUUUCUUUAAGGUUCUUUUUAAAUGGCCAAACUAAGGGAGCUCCAAAAGAUAGCUAUCAAGAUUUACAUAAAAUACAAUCUGUGGUUACCUUUUGACAUGGGUAGAAUAUACAGGCUUAACAGAAAUAUAGAAGAAAUAUAGAUGAUGAUGCAUAUUGACCAAUAGAUUCUCCUUUCCUUCUCCCUUUUAUGCCCUCUGGGUUACAGGCACAAAUCAAAAUCACAGGAACAAACACUAGGAAGACUGGCUAAAAUCCUUCCCUGAAACCUUUGAACUAUCCUUCAAAGGGGGAAUCCAGUGGUGGAAUUCAGAGUUUAGAGCCAUACACCUUCCUUAGUGCCAAAGUACUGGGCUGCUGCUACUCUUCCUACCUACUUCACUAAAGUGGCAUACAGUAGGCAUUGGCCUAAUUCAAGAAAUUUUUUUCAUUAAGAAACCUGUGGAUUCAUUCCCAAGCCAUAGUGAAGACUUGAGGCAUGGACCUCAGUGCUUAAAAUAUGACCAUUUUUUUCCUUUCAAUUUUAUUUGACUGCAGAAGUUUGGAUCUUAAGAGAUUUUCCAAGCCAGCAGUCUUAUACUAUGUUUUGUUUUCAGAAAGCUCUCAAUGUGUCAAGGAAAUGCUUGUGCAAGCUUAGCUUUUUAUUUGGUAACUUAAUGAUCACAAAACACCUGGCAUUCAAGCAUAGGGAAACUAUCCUGUGUGACUGAAUGGUAGUUUCAUAUAUGUGAAAUUUUCAUUUCACAGGAUAGGAUAUUUAGAGAAACUCUUACCUAUCUAUCUUCAAGACUGCUUUUGUAUUUCAUUUUAUUAGUGAUAAAUAGUGCUGUUCUUUGAUUACCAACAGGAUAUGGAGCAAGCUGUCCUGCUUCAUAGCCUACAGACUAUUCAUCUGAUCCUUAUGGACAGAAGAGAAGAACCCUUCCACAUGGCUUAAGAAAUUGAGUCAUUUUGAUUUUACUCCCUUUGCUCUUCUUUCAACAUCCAGGCCCAGUCAGGUAGCAAAACAGUCAAGAUCUUCUAAGUUUUUUUUCUGCUGCUUCCUGCAGAGGGUAGAAGCAUUGUUUACAACUCACUGCAACACUCCAUUGCUUAGUUUGAGUCCCACAGUAGUGGAACAGUUCCCCCAGAGCCCAUGCUAUUGAAGACCCCCAUGCUGUAAAGGUCAGCCUACCCAGGAAUUAAUUUACUUUUACACACACCCUCUGGCCAAAGCAAGAUAGAUAGAUAUAGAUAUGUAUUUUUUUCCCAUAUAGAAAAAAACGGGCAGAAAAUAAGCUUAGUUUUAGAAGAGCUUUUUGUGGCUGAAGCUCUUUAAGAAUCCUUUAAAGGGAUAAGGGAAUUAGUGGCUACUAAUAUAGCCCCUACUUCAGCCCCUAAAACACAAUCACUGUUACAUGGGGAAGUGGUUAUUAGGCCAGAUAUAUACUCAUCUCUGUCUAGGGCAUUUCAUGUCUAUGUGUUGCUUAUGUUGUUUGUCUGCAGAAUGUCUUGUCUCUUGUAAUCACUGCAAGUAAAGCAAUACCGAAAACGUGAUGAGAAUGCACCUUAGGGGAAGGGGCUUUUGUUUCAAGAAGGAAGAGAAAGACCUCCUCCUGCCUUUUGAAUGAGAUCCAGCUUUUGAGUCUUAGCUAUGACUUUACCAGGGCAGGUUAUGACAAUAUUCAUUCUCCAGCUGCUGGCCCUCUGCCUUUUAUAGCUGUCUUAAAAGCUUAAGUUUGAAUUGCAGCAUCUGUUUGACAGGUGCCAGGUUCCUCUUGGCAGGGGAAAGAUCACUAUUUUAUAUCUUCCAUUGCCUCAGAAUCUUGUGACCCCAAUGAUUCCGCCAAUCCUCAUUCCCCCAAAUGUGUUAAAAAUCCAUUUUUGUGCAUAUUAAAGUAGCAAUUACACGGUAA
Molecule: messenger RNA, 7468 nt
Organism: Phacochoerus africanus (Common warthog)
Lineage: Eukaryota; Metazoa; Chordata; Mammalia; Artiodactyla; Suidae
Gene: SLC12A6
Product: solute carrier family 12 member 6
Exons: 25
Coding region: 1365-4817 (1150 amino acids)
Biological process (GO): chemical synaptic transmission; potassium ion homeostasis; potassium ion import across plasma membrane
Cellular component (GO): membrane
Molecular function (GO): potassium:chloride symporter activity
Source: RefSeq, a predicted model, not a curated record